GAAGUUGAUACUGUUCCUGCAGGACUACUGUCAACUGAUGCUAACAUGGAACGAAGGCCACAGUUGUUUGAAAUGUUCUUUAUUUUUGAUGUAACAUAAAAUGGGUCCAGACAUACCAGAACACUUAUCUGAAUCCACAAUUAACUUGAUCAGAACACACAAUAACACCACUAAAUGGUAUGUUAUUAAUUUAUAAAAAAAGACAUAAAUAAUUGUAUAAAAUCUAAAAAUAGAAAAGGAAAUAUUCUAAUAACUCCACAUGAUGCACAAAGUUAAAAAUGCAGACUAUGCAACGUGAAGUAAAAACAUCAAUGAAUUUCUGGUUUAUUAGUCUCCAAAGAGCUUCUUGCCCAGCUCCAUAAAACGAUGGGUUCGGCAAACUGACAAAGCAUCAUGCUCUUUCAAUACUGUAGUAACACUGUUGUUGGCAUCAACUAGGUGGCACAAGAAAUCCUCAUAUGCUGAUUUAGUGUUUGCUGGCAAUGAUCCCUUUCUUACUUUGUGCAAAGUGUCAAUAAUACCCUGGGCCCAACCACUUUCAAUCGCAAACUCAGAAAUCCAUGGAACAAGUGCAAGAACAGCACUCAUUGUCUGCAUUCCCAGAAACCAUAGCUCCAUUAAUUCAAACCAGUAUUUUUUAUAUGCCAUUGUCACUACCAAAGAUGAUGCAUCAUUGGAUUCGUCAACAUUAAAUGCAUCCCAAAGGAAUCGAAUGGUGGACUGAAUGAAUCGACAUAUAGUGAAAUCAUUUUUCUUCAAUCGUUUUGAUUGUUGUUUCAGUAACAAUAAUCCUAACACUGCCAGAUUUCCAUGAAGAACCAGAUUAUCAGGAAUGUUCUUGAGCUCAGGAAGAUUGUUAAAAAUGAAUUUCAGCAAAGUGUUGAAUAAUAGACUCUCCUCGACCAGCUUUGCUUCUAGGACUGUAAUAUUCAUGAACACAUUACAAAUGCUAACCAUAGCUGUUCGGGAAUCUUUCAUUUCUUCUAGAAGUUUUGGAUCUAAUUCAGGUUCUGGAUUAGCUUUCACUUUCCCCCUUUCUGAUUUUGGGACAGGUGGCUUCUUACAGUGAACUAUUGACCAAUGAUAAGCCAGGCAUUCAUAUAAUACUUCUUCUUCCUUAAUUUGCAGCAGAAUCUUUCUUGCUUCUUCUUCCACCGCUAAGUGACACAAGGAAGGAAGCAGGAGACGUAAUAUAUCACUUUGAGCAAGGAGGUCACCAUCAUUUACAUUCGAUCCUUGUUCAUCCUUUGAAUCAACAUUGCUCUUUUCUGCAAGUCGCCUAGCGCGACAUGCAUAAAAGGUUUCAUUAGCAAGACUCAAAAUAAAUGGAAGAAGAGCAUACACUGCAUUUUUCAUGGCUGAUGUUUCCUGAGUCAACCAAGCUGCAAGAACUCUCACCAUAGCAAAAAUAAAUGCUUUCUCUUCUGUACUAUAAUUAUCUUUAUUCUUAGGAAAGUCUUUUGAAACAUUUGUAAGAGUGCCUAUUACAGCAGCAAAAGCACCUUUCAAAGCUGUAUAUAGUGACUGUUUUUCUUUCUGUUCCAAAUCUAAUGUAUCAGUUGCUAUGUAUGAGACUGACAUUUCCAGAGUAACAAAACAUGCAGUGACCAAAUCAGAAUUCACCAUUAUUUGUUUGAAGUUUCUGUCUUCAAGUUGCAUUCUAACUUCAAUGGAGUUCAAUUGUACAAGUAAUAAGAAAAACUGCCGUGGUUUUUCUUCAUCUGUCAAAGUCCAUUCAACACCCAAUAAUUCUACCAUUGCUGAAGCAAGUUUUAAAGCUGGAUCACGUUGUGCUUUUCCAAUUUUACUGGUUAAAAUAUCAGUUAGACCUUUAUAAACACUUAUAGGCCACAAUGCCUCAGAUGAUGUUGAUGAAAUGAUCUCUCGCCUACAGCUUACCAGUAAUGCUCGAAGAAUGCCACAUAAUUCAAACUUCCUUUCACUAUGGUCGGUUUCAAAAUCCAAUGCAAUUUUAUUCACAAUUGCAUGAAAUGCUUUAGGAUUUUCAUCCCAUGAAUUUGGCCCAAAUCGGGUAACUAAAGAAACCAAAAUAUUUAAAGCUUCAUCUGUUUGGAAACUUUGCUGAGAAUAUAUUUCUGACAUCUUAGCUACAGCUCCCUGAUCGAGAAGUGCUUUCUGCCCAGGUUCAUGGGCUGCAAUAAAUUGCAGACAUUGAUAUGCCUCACUAAUUACCAUCAAAUUAUCAUCUAAAUCAUCGUCAUCAGCUUGUUGGACAACUUCCAGAAAAACAGGUAUGUUGGCUAGAAUUUCUGGAUGCGUUGCUAAUUCUGGCUCUGAACAGAAACUUGAAAGAACAGACAUUGCAACAGAUUUAUACACUAAUGGUGGGCAAUCAUCAGGGACUUCUGUACUUGUCAAGAGACGCUUCAAAAAUUUGAAUCCUAUUGCUUCUAAUAAUAACUUUUUACAUUGAGUUGUACAGUCGGGUGCUUUAACAAGUUUAGUAACCAUAAACAAUCCGGCAAAUUUUUCUGUAUCACUUCCGGCUGCUUUCAAAAUAGCAACACAUUUUUUUACAGAUUCCGGAAUACUCAUGAUGCUAAAUUAUAAUGAAACAGCACACACAAUAACACGAAAGAGUGAUUAUAUACACCUAACACACGUGUGUUCUUGGAUUAAAAACCCCAACACCGUAACGCAUAUACCAGCACUAAGCAGUUCACCUCUCCAGAUUUCGCACCCCGAAUCUACUGCCUCACUGCGUUCACUCCCCUUCGACAUCAUUUUCUUGCCAGGAGCUAUUUUGGGAAUACUCAACGCACCACGCCCCAAAACAGCUAAAUCGGGGAAUUCUGUAUAGAGUUUCCUGUACAGUUCGUUGGCCGAAUGAGCGGUCUAUUUUAAGCCGCCAUGCACAUUGCUGUAUCACAAGUCACGUUUGAACACACACGCGCUUCGAUCUCAGAGCCAACAUGCAACACGUUGGGUGGUGACCUUCUAAAUUUGACCUUGCCUACUACGUCUCACAAAUGGAAUUGAAAGAAUAGACGGCGAUUAUUUAGGCCGUCAACAUGUACAGUACCUUAUCACAUGCUAAUUUAUCGCCUUUUCUUGUUUUAAUGAGUGUGUUAUCCAAGUCAAAGAAAAUCGCGGAUAUAGAUGACACUCUCCGUCUUCUGCUGCUCAAGCACGCAGCCAUGUUUUUUGAUCGAGAAGGCGAACAUGGUCGACUUUGUUAAGUCGGACUAUCGAUAUCUCAUGUAAUCGAAACGAUACGAUAAUUUAAAUGCCCUUCUUUCAAACCAACGAUCACCAACCAACGAAUCUGCCAGAAUCUGCAACGCAGCUUGAGCCUGAGGGUAUUAUAUUGUCUCGAACUGGUGAACAGCACUUAACAUUAUUUGCCCGAGAAGGAUUUGGAGCAAUUUCUGGCAACCGUUUACUUCUAUUCUGAGCGAAAACGACCAAGGUAGUAAGAAAUUUCUUUGGAUCACAGUUAAUUUGGAAGAAUGGAAACCAUAUUUGAUAUUUUUGGAUCUUGUGAUUCUGUAAAACCUUCUACUCUCAACACAAUACCACAGGGGUUUGCAGCAAUAAAAAAUGUGCCUUCUGAAGGUGUUCUACCAGGAAAACAAAGUAUUAAAAAUGACGGACCAUCUCUUAAGGGAAAGAAGGUCCUUGGUGAUGUUGGGAAUAAAAUCAAAGGUUUGCAAUUGAAGAGUGUAUCAAAUUCAAAAGACAGUAUUAAAAAAUCUCAACCAGAAAGCUAUUGUGCCUCCAGUGUGACAUGUCUCAGCGCCAAUCGAGUAUCAGGAACAUUGGAAAAGGAUCUUUUACCAGAGAGACCAUUGACCUCUCAGUUGAUUUGGGAAGAUGAUGCUGAUUACAAUAAUGUUGAUAAGUGGCCUGAAGUGGAAAGCCAUGGGCCUUCAUUCUGGUCAGAUGAUAAUGGAGAUUCUUUAUGGCCAAAUGUAGAGACCCCAACAAUUGAAAAUUUCUUUCAUGCUGCUAACAUAUGGGACAUGGGAAUGAAAUGUGGAGGAGAACAUUCUCCUAGUCCAGUGUCUCAAGAAUUUGAUGAAGACAUCCAUUUUUGUUUAGAUCUUCCCUCCGAUCAUGUGUCCGAAAUGGUGUUAGACGAAUCUGAAGUGAAAUUCCCGUGGGAAAUGUAGUACUCUUGAAACUGCAUGUUGAUUGUGAGGACUUAAACUUUAGUGGCUACUUGUGUUAUUUUUAAGACAAUUUCUCAGUCUUUGUACAGAACUAACUUAACAAUCAGUAUUUUUUGAUACUGUGAAAUUUAUGAAACAUUAAAUUUAAUUUUAAAUAAGGCUGUAUACUUCAUCGUCGACUAUAUUUUGUAAGAUACUUUUUUCAAGAUAAAUACACAUUAAAAUUGUUUACAUUGUUUUUCUUGUCCCUGAAUUAUACAAUAAAUAAUUCUAAUGUGCAGCAUCAGCUCAUUGGACACACCAUGAUCCUAGUCUCCGUUUGUAACUGGAUUAGAAUAUACUACUAUUAUUGCACAAAGUAAUUAGCUCACUAGAUUCUAAGAUACAUUAAACAAAAU
Molecule: messenger RNA, 4531 nt
Organism: Gryllus bimaculatus (two-spotted cricket)
Lineage: Eukaryota; Metazoa; Arthropoda; Insecta; Orthoptera; Gryllidae
Source: the annotation of a GenBank genome assembly